AUGUCUUUGGAUCAUUAUCCAAUCCUUACCGACAGACGUUUUCAGCCUGCCGACAGACAGUCUUAUGACUCCAUUUCCUUAGCUCCUCCUCACUGGAACUACCAAUCCAGAUCACAAAAUGAAAUCCCUCAUGAUUAUUCUUCUAAUUCUUCAUCAUGGAACGUGAAUUUGCUCAAUAAUUGGUCCAACGAAGUUGUACCUCCCUCCUCAUCAUAUCCAGUCAAUCUGCGUCACCCCGGAUCCGGCUAUCAGCAGUCCACUUACACAGAACCCCCCCAGCGUCAUUUACAAUCAACAUCUUCCCAAUCCCUAUCAUCCGGAUUAUCAUCUUCAUCCUUUGAACGUCAAGUACUUCAACACCGCUCCCCAUCAGCAGCUUCCUCUUUCAAAUUCGACGAUGCUUCAUGGGGUGCAACUCUCUACACUAUCCACGAUGACAGAAGUACUCCAUCACAUUCCCUACCACCUCCUACGGUCACUAGCGCAUCUCCUUCUGCACGUGCUUCUUCUAGAGCUUCAUCAUCCAGGUCACCCCCUGUGAAGCUCGAACAAGAUGAGGUUUCAAGCGCCGAUUGCUUUGUCAUGGAAUUUGCUACCGCUGUCCCAGCUGCGCAGGACAGCACCUCAUUAGCUCCCCCAACAGAAGUGCCCUUGCGCGCGACCCAAGCAAGCAAGGCAAUGCGCAAAAUGAUGGGCGUGUUUCGGCUCAAUCCGUUCUCAAUCCAUGAGGGUGGUGGUCAGGCAAUGAGUACCUGGAUGGGAGAGGAUGCAGGCCCGUUGGAUGAAGAACCUCAGGUUUUCGAGUUUCAACUCGACGUUGGAUACCGCGACUCUGAUGAGGAGCUCGAGGAACCAGCGCCAUCUCACCUUCAGACUCUCGUUGAGGUCCCAGAGCCUGGCCCAGACGAAAACACGAGGUGGGCCGAGGGUGAUGACUCUGACCUCUCCUACCCCCCGGUCUCACAUAACAGCUGGGCCACCAACGACCCGUCGUGUCAUUCGUACACAUUGCCAUCACUCAGGUCAUAUCCCCACUCCCCUUCACUGUCUUCCACUUCGUCACGUGGAACGCCCCUUGAUAUGUCUGCCUCAGAGUAUUCUGGCACAUAUUCACUCCAUGGCUCUGGUAGCUGCGGUUCUUCCACGGAUAACCUUCCGUCACUCUCAUCGAUGGCGCGACGUUGGUCCAUUCCCGCCAAUCUACAAGCACCAUUCAUGAUAUAA
Messenger RNA from Suillus subaureus, 1224 nucleotides. RefSeq lists its product as uncharacterized. The coding region runs from base 1 to 1224 and encodes 407 amino acids. The record is from RefSeq and is a predicted model, not a curated record. Lineage: Eukaryota; Fungi; Basidiomycota; Agaricomycetes; Boletales; Suillaceae. The transcript has 2 exons.